This is a messenger RNA of Sarcophilus harrisii (Tasmanian devil), 2199 nucleotides long. RefSeq names its product carbonyl reductase [NADPH] 1. Gene Ontology annotation, molecular function: carbonyl reductase (NADPH) activity. The transcript has 3 exons. NCBI's taxonomy places the organism in Eukaryota, Metazoa, Chordata, Mammalia, Dasyuromorphia, Dasyuridae. The record is from RefSeq and is a predicted model, not a curated record. Bases 164 to 994 code for a protein of 276 amino acids.
GGCGGGAGGAGCUGCGCCUGCGUGUGUGGGCUUUAGAACCUGUGCCUGUUCCCCCUUGCCGCUCGGGCAUUAACGCUCGCUUUCCCUCCCGGUUUGCGUGUCCCAGAGCACUAGUUCCCCCGGUCCCUGUUUUGGAUUUCCUGCCCUGCACCGCAGCCCAGUCAUGUCUUCCAACAAAGUGGCCGUGGUGACCGGGAGUAACAAGGGGAUCGGCUUCGCCAUCGUGCGGGAUCUGUGCAAGAAAUUCUCCGGGGACGUGAUUCUCACCUCCAGGGAUGUGACCCGGGGCCAGGAGGCUGUGAAGAAGCUGAAGGAGGAGGGGCUGAACCCUCUUUUCCACCAGUUGGACAUCGAUGACCUGCAGAGCAUCCAGACCCUGGGCAAAUUUCUUAAGGAGCGUUACGGGGGUGUGGAUUUGCUUGUUAACAAUGCUGGAAUGGCCUUCAAAGUUGCUGAUACCACACCUUUUCCUGUUCAAGCUGAGGUGACCAUGAAAACCAACUUUUUUGGUACCCGAGCUGUAUCUGCAGAAUUACUGCCUCUGAUAAAACCCCAAGGUAGAGUGGUUAAUGUCUCCAGCAUGGUGAGCUUACGUUCUCUUAAAAACUGCAGCCCAGAACUGCAGCAGAAGUUUCGGAGCAGCACGAUCACAGAGGACGAGCUGGUGGGGCUCAUGAACAAGUUUGUAGAAGAUACAAAGAAGGGAGUGCAUGAGAAGGAAGGAUGGCCUAACUCUGCUUAUGGAGUGUCCAAGAUUGGAGUCACUGUCUUGUCUAGAAUCCAUGCCAGGCAACUGAAUGAGCAGAGAAAGGGGGAUAAUAUUCUUCUAAAUGCCUGCUGUCCAGGAUGGGUGAGAACCGACAUGGCAGGGCCCAAGGCUACCAAAAGUCCAGAAGAAGGAGCUGAAACCCCAGUUUAUUUAGCUCUGUUACCCCCAAAUGUUACAGAACCUCAUGGCCAAUUUGUAAUGGAGAAAAAGGUUGAAAAAUGGUAAUUUUAAUUUGUGAAUCCAUUUUAGUAAUACUUGAAUGUUAUACAUCUAGAGUUUGAUUUAAAAAUACAUUUAGAAAGAAAUAAAAAUAAAAGUAUUUUGUAGCUGUGUUAUCACAGCUAAUUCCUAUAAGAUAUUCUCUUUGAGUUGCCUACUUCUCACAUAAGUCUAACAGAUUUAUAAUAACUAAAUGUUUGUAAUAUAUUUUUAAAAAAGGCAAAAUUCAGAUCAUCUAAAUGGAAUAAAAAGUUUUCAAAAAACUCCCAAUAAAUCAUUAAGUACUCUGAAUCAAUUUUAGUCAUCCAUAACUAAGUUUUACAUACAUCUUCUGCAUCAUCACAGAAAUAAAUAAUACAUGAAGGUUUCUUAAUGCUGGGGAAGUUCUGGUAUAACAGGUGAAUAAGACAGGGUUCAAGAGAGACACUUGUGCUUUGGGAUAUUUACUAGACCAUUUAUUAUAGGCUGUCAGGAUGACCUAGUAAAAUACCUUUCUCAAUAUUGCAAGCUACCUCUUUUGCAAAGCUUCCUUCUAUAGGAAUAUAAGGUUUCUGUUAUAAAUUUCCAAGAUAUUUUGUUAAUUUUAGGAUCUUUUGACUGUUAUUAACUUUGGCAGGUUACUCAAACAUAUUCCUUUAAAAAAAAGUUUUGUGUUUAACAAAUGUAUAUUUAAUUCUGUAUACUUGUGUUUAAUAAGUAUACAGAAUUUUGUAUUUGGAAUUAUAUAUAUGUUCUAUUUUGGGAGAAAUUAUAGCAAAAAUCAAGCUCAAUUAGAGCAGUGGAAAGAAUAAAGGCUUUAUAAUCAGAAUAUGGAUUUGAACUUUAGGUCUGCUACUUAUUAUGUGAUCUUGUGUGUCAUUUAAAUUCCUCAGACUCUUAACAAUUCUCAACCUAAACAGGAUUCUUUGUGAAUCACAUAAUCCAAUACAGGAUUAAGUUAGUAGCCAUUUAAAGGCUAAGAUGUAAUUGGGAAGUGUAAAAUUAUCUGACUCUACAGGGCUUUUUUGGAUCAGUUAUCUUUUAAUCUUUUUUUAAUGUUUAUUCCCAGAAAGAGUUUUAUACCAAGGUUGCCAAACCAAGAUUAUGCCUUUAGUCACAUAUGUUAUGGAGGUUUUUUUGUUUGUUUGUUUGUUUGUUUUGCUGUUAAUUAAGGCAUUUUAGCUUGUGCUCUCAAUGAGAAAGAAAAUAAUUACACGAUAAUUUCAAUGAGA